AUGGGGCUGGAGGUCCCGCCGAGAGUCCCUCCUUCGAAGCCUCCGCUCUCCAAACUGAGGAAAGUUCGCAAGAGGCGGGAGAUGCUGCUACAACAGCUGGGCUUCGUCUGCGCGAUCCUCUUUUUUGUUUGGUGCAUGGCCAAGCUAGGACAAGAGUCAGCUGUUGAAAACCAAAGUGUUCUGUCAGAAUUAUGGAGGAAUAGAAAAUUGAUGGCAUCACAUAAUGAGUCACACAAAAAGAACUGCACAGAGCCAGCGAUUCAUGAAUUUCCUCAGGAUUUAUUCAAAAACAAAGAAAGACAGCAAGGAGCAAUAUUGCUUCAUAUUCUUGGUGCUCUGUAUAUGUUCUAUGCCUUGGCUAUUGUAUGCGAUGAUUUCUUUGUUCCAUCUUUAGAAAAAAUUUGUGAGAAACUACAUCUGAGCGAAGAUGUUGCAGGAGCCACAUUCAUGGCUGCUGGAAGUUCAACCCCCGAAUUAUUUGCAUCAGUCAUAGGUGUGUUUAUCACUCAUGGUGAUGUAGGAGUUGGAACCAUUGUUGGUUCUGCUGUUUUCAAUAUCCUCUGCAUUAUUGGUGUCUGUGGAAUCUUUGCUGGGCAGGUGGUCCGUCUCACUUGGUGGUCUGUGUGCAGGGAUUCUGUCUACUACACUGUGUCUGUAGUAGUGCUUAUUGUGUUUAUAUAUGAUGAGAAAAUUGUAUGGUGGGAAAGCCUUAUACUCAUCAUUAUGUAUUCCUUCUAUAUACUUAUCAUGAAAUUCAAUAUGAAGAUGCAGAACUUCUUUACUAUCAAAAGUAUGAAUGUUGGUAAUGGCAACACUGUGAACAGUGAACUGGAAGAUGGUAAUAAAUAUUAUGACAUUAGCCGUGAUGAUCCAUCCAUACCAUUGCUAUGGAAAGUGAAAGGAAUACAAGAGCAUGGACGCAAUUCUGUGGUGAUGGUCGAUGAGAUUAUUUGUUCCAGUCCUCCGAAAUACCGUUUCCCUGAAGCUGGCUUGCGAAUAAUGAUUACCAAUAAAUUUGGGCCAAGAACCAGACUACGGAUGGCAAGCAGGUUAAUUAUUAAUGAGCGUCAGCGUCUAAUUCAUUCUUCCAAUGGCCAGUUGAUUCAGAAUGGAAGACAUGAGAAUAUUGAAAACGGGGCCAUCCAUGCUGACAACCAAGAAGAAGCAGUACACAUUGCCCUGUCUCCAUUUUCACCACCAGAAGGAAAAAUGGAAAAAGUCAAAUGGAUCCUGACCUGGCCACUGAUAUUUCUCCUCUUUUUCACCAUCCCAAACUGCAGCAAGCCACGCUGGGAAAAAUUUUUCAUGGUGACAUUUCUCUUUUCCACAUUAUGGAUUGCUUUGUUUUCCUACUUUAUGGUGUGGAUGGUAACAGUGAUUGGUUACACUCUAGGGAUUCCUGAUGUUAUCAUGGGCAUUACUUUCCUAGCUGCAGGGACUAGUGUACCAGACUGCAUGGCCAGUUUAAUAGUAGCAAGACAAGGAUUAGGUGACAUGGCAGUGUCCAAUACAAUUGGAAGCAAUGUGUUUGACAUUCUUGUGGGGCUUGGAGUACCAUGGGGCUUACAGACUAUGGUGGUUCAUUACGGCUCAUACGUUAAGAUAAACAGCAAAGGACUACUUUAUUCUGUUGUGCUUCUUCUGGGGUCUGUAGCUCUUACUGUUGGCGGGAUCCACUUAAAUAAAUGGAAACUUGAUAAGAAAUUGGGCAUCUAUGUGCUCACCCUCUAUGCCAUUUUCUUGUGUUUCUCAGUACUGAUAGAGUUUAAUGUCUUCACUUUUGUCAACUUCCCAAUGUGCCGACAAGAUGACUGA
Messenger RNA from Protobothrops mucrosquamatus (brown spotted pit viper), 1815 nucleotides. RefSeq names its product solute carrier family 24 member 4 (gene SLC24A4). NCBI's taxonomy places the organism in Eukaryota, Metazoa, Chordata, Lepidosauria, Squamata, Viperidae. The transcript is spliced from 17 exons. Bases 1 to 1815 code for a protein of 604 amino acids. Gene Ontology annotation, biological process: calcium ion transmembrane transport; intracellular calcium ion homeostasis; sensory perception of smell. Gene Ontology annotation, cellular component: membrane. Gene Ontology annotation, molecular function: calcium, potassium:sodium antiporter activity; calcium channel activity. The record is from RefSeq and is a predicted model, not a curated record.